This is a messenger RNA of Gastrolobium bilobum, 969 nucleotides long. Its product is annotated as peroxidase RIP1-like. Bases 1 to 969 code for a protein of 322 amino acids. NCBI's taxonomy places the organism in Eukaryota, Viridiplantae, Streptophyta, Magnoliopsida, Fabales, Fabaceae. Gene Ontology annotation, biological process: response to oxidative stress; hydrogen peroxide catabolic process. The record is from RefSeq and is a predicted model, not a curated record. Gene Ontology annotation, molecular function: heme binding; peroxidase activity. The transcript has 3 exons.
AUGGCUUUCCAUCUCCAAUGUUUAUUUUUGUUUGUUAUGACCACAUUUCUCACAAAUCCUUCUCAUGCACAACUCACACCUGAUUUUUACAACGAAGUUUGCCAUCAGGCAUUGCCAAUCAUUAAAUCAGUUGUUAAGAAUGCAAUAUCCCGUGAACGACGCAUGGGAGCAUCUUUACUUCGUUUACAUUUCCACGACUGUUUUGUCAAUGGCUGUGAUGGAUCAGUUCUGCUGGAUGACACCCCAAACUUCAUUGGCGAGAAGACUGCAUUCCCAAAUAUGGGUUCAAUUAGAGGUUUGGAGGUGAUUGAUGAAAUUAAAGCAGCAGUUGACAAAGCUUGCAAACGCCCUGUGGUAUCAUGUGCAGAUAUCUUAGCUAUAGCCGCUCGUGAUUCUGUGUCCAUAUUGGGAGGUUCACGCUAUUGGUUCAAUGUGUUACUAGGCAGAAGAGAUGCAAGAACUGCUAGCAAAGAUGCUGCAAACUCCAAUCUUCCUGCUCCUUUUUUAACCUUCUCCCAGCUUCUUUCUAAUUUUCAAUCACAUGGUCUUGACCUCAAAGAUCUCGUAGCUCUCUCUGGUGCCCACACCAUUGGAUUUGCUCACUGCUCAACCUUUCAGAGCAGGAUCUAUAAUGACACCAACAUAGCCCCAAAGUUUGCAUCUGCUUUGCAGGGUAUGUGUCCUAAAAGUGGUGGAGAUAACAAUUUGGUGGCAUUGGAUCAUGCCACUCCUACAAGAUUUGACACUUCAUACUAUAAGGCUUUGCUGAGUAAAAGGGGUCUCCUCCAUUCUGAUCAAGAGCUCUUCAAAGGAGAUGGUAGUGAAAGUGAUGCAUUGGUGCAGCUAUAUAGCAAGAACCCAUUUGCUUUUGCCAGAGAUUUUAAAGCUUCCAUGAUCAAGAUGGGUAACAUGAAGCCUCUUACUGGGAACUUUGGUGAGAUAAGAAUGAAUUGCAGAAAAGUCAACUAA